Molecule: messenger RNA, 1237 nt
Organism: Chlamydomonas reinhardtii
Lineage: Eukaryota; Viridiplantae; Chlorophyta; Chlorophyceae; Chlamydomonadales; Chlamydomonadaceae
Product: ribosomal protein S4
Exons: 6
Coding region: 31-816 (261 amino acids)
Biological process (GO): translation
Cellular component (GO): cytosolic small ribosomal subunit; ribosome
Molecular function (GO): RNA binding; structural constituent of ribosome
Source: RefSeq, a predicted model, not a curated record
UUGAGUUGCUGCCUAGAGGCUCAACUCAAGAUGGUGCGCGGCCCUAAGAAGCACCUCAAGCGCCUCAAUGCGCCCUACCACUGGAUGCUGGACAAGCUGAGCGGCAUCUUCGCUCCCAAGCCGUCCGCUGGUCCCCACAAGCAGCGCGAGUGCCUGCCUCUGCUGCUCAUUCUGAGGAACCGCCUCAAGUAUGCCCUGACCGGCAAGGAGGUGCAGUCCAUCCUGAUGCAGCGCCUGGUGAAGGUGGACGGCAAGGUCCGCACCGACCACACCUACCCCACCGGCUUCAUGGACGUCAUCAGCAUGGAGAAGACCGACGAGAACUUCCGCCUGGUGCUGGACACCAAGGGCCGCUUCGUCGUGCACCGCAUCAGCAAGGAGGAGGCUGCCUACAAGCUGUGCAGGGUCCGCAAGGUCGAGUUCGGCAAGGGCGGUGUUCCGUACGUGAUCACUCACGACGGCCGCACCAUCCGCUACCCGGACCCGGAGAUCAAGGCCAACGACUCGAUCAUGCUGGACAUUGAGACCGGCAAGAUCAAGGAGUUCGUGAAGAACGACGUGGGUGCCCUGGUCAUGGUCACCGGCGGCCACAACGCCGGCCGCGUGGGCAAGAUCGUGCACAAGGAGAAGCACAAGGGCUCGUUCGAGAUCGUGCACAUCGAGGAUGCCGCCGGCAACCGCUUCGCCACCCGCCUGACCAACAUCUUCGUGAUUGGCAAGGAGGGCAAGCCGCUCAUCUCGCUGCCCAAGGGCAAGGGCAUCCGCCUGACCAUUAUCCAGGAGCAGAAGAAGCGGUACGAGGCCGGCCAGGCGUAAGGCGGCCGCCGCCAGCUGCGCAGCCGAGGAAGCGAAGCGCCCGCGGCGGCGGCGGCAGCAGCAGCAACUGCCAUCGCCGCCGCCGCGGCGCCCGUGGAGGCGCUGGCUGAGGCGCCGCGGUGCGCCGGGGCGGACCGCGUCUCGGCGCCGUUGGUGCGUUUGGCGCGGUCCUGACCCCGUCGUCGGCGCCUGCCGUCUUGCCGAAGCCGUGUGGUGUGGCUGCCAUCGGCCGCUUCCGGGGGUGGCGGCCAGUCGGGCGCGCGGCGGUCGCCCCAUUCCGGGAGGGGGCCCGGCCGCUGGUGGCGCCGCGCGGCGGGGGGCUCGACGGUGGUGGAAGAGAACAGUAGGGGAGUCUAAAUGUCUGGCCCGGGCAGCCGGGUCGAGACGCGGUGACCGCACGCCCGUGUAACCGCGCAAUAUG